AUGCUCCACACAGUUCCAAACGUUCUGCCUGUUUGGAUGAUGAUGAUGAUGAUGAUAACCCUAUACCCCUUGUUUCCUUCCUGUCUAUCUCCAGGUCUUCCAGAACAGUAUUACAGCCUGACGUGGUUCCUGAGCCCCAUCCUGGGUCUGAUCUUCACACCUCUGAUUGGCUCAGCCAGCGACCGCUGCACCCUGAAAUGGGGCCGGCGACGACCUUUCAUCCUGGCCCUGUGUGUGGGCGUGUUGUUUGGAGUGGCACUCUUCCUCAACGGGUCACUCAUCGGUGAGACUGGGGGUUAGGCAGGGGGGUGAGAUGUGGAGGGUAGUGGGGCAGGAGAAAGGAGAGGCGAGGCCUGUAGAAAGAGCUGCUGUGUACUCCACCAGGAAUUCAAUAACCAACAUUGUUACUACAUUGUUACAUUGUCACUAUAGGUUAAGGUUAAAAGUUGAACCAAUUGAUCGUUAAAAUAAAUUAUUGAUCAAAUCUGUUCAGUUGCCAGUUUAGAGAAGUUAGGUUAUUAGAUGCAACCAUCCACAGCUGCAUUCACCAUUUUUACCCACUGGCAGUAAUGGUGUUGAAAUGGUUAUUUAUUUGAGAUGAAAGGCCUCACGUUACAGGAACACUGGCAGACACCUGCCAUCCCCUGCUGGAGCAGAGAGCGCAGACACCACCUGACACUAUGCUAGACAGGCACAUCCUCUAUUUGGGACAGGAAUUCACACUAACCCUAUAGACUUGUAGUCUGACAACCUCCGGGAGUUGAAAGACAGGACAGGCACACACCCACCCACACAUACUUUGUAUUUGUAUUUAUUAUGGGUCCCCAUAAGCUGCUGCCAAGGCAGCAGCUACUCUUCCUGGGGUCCAGCAAAAUUAAGGCAGUUAUACAAUUUUAAAAACAUUACAAUACAUUCACAGAUUUCACAACACACUGUGUGCCCUCAGGCCCCUACUCCACCACUACCACAUAUCUACAAUACAAAAUCCAUGUGUACGUGUGUGUAUUGUAUCUGAGAUACAAUACCUUCUAAAGCCAUCUCUAAUUAACCGUCAAGUCCUAUCUGACGGUUUAACCCCUUAUUGCCAGUGUGUGUGUGACAGGAAAGUGAUUGAGUUCAUAGAAUAGGCUAAUGACAUCCUCUUGUUAUCCAUGAUAGCAGCCGGUCAGUCAGCCAGUCAGUCAGCCAGUCAGUUAGUAAGUCAGUCUUUUAGCCUCACCUAAUAAGUAUUCUUCUUGAGUGUGAGUUGUGAUAUGAAGCAUAUUGAAUUGAAAAGUAUCUCUGGCUGUGUCUCACUAAUGUGGUUCUCCUGAGUUUAGAAAGGAGAGCAAGGGCCUCCUGAGUGGCGCAGUGGUCUAAGGCACUGCAUCGCAGUGCUAGCUGUGCCACUAGAGAUCCUGGUUCGAGUCCAUGCUCUGCCGCGACCGGGAGACCCAUGGGGCAGCGCACAAUUGGCCCAGCGUCGUCCAGUGUAGGGGAGGGUUUGGCCGGCAGGGAUGUUCUUGUCCCAUCACGCACUAGCGACUCCUGUAACAUGCCGGGCGCAGUGCACGCUGACUCGGUCGCCAAGUGUACAGUGUUUCCUCCAACACAUUGGUGCGGCUGGCUUCCGGGUUAAGCGGGCACUGUGUCAAGAAGCAGUGCGGCUCGGUUGGGUUGUGUUUCGGAGGACGCACGACUCUCGACCUUCGCCUCUCCCGUGUCCGUACGGGAGUUGCAGCGAUGGAACAAGACUGUAACUACCAAUUGGAUACCACGAAAUUGGGGAGAAAAAGGGGGUAAAAUACCCCCCCAAAAAAGAGCCUGGUUCUAUAACUUCAACUCUGUUCUAAUGCAACACACACAUCAAGUUCCACUUCCAUCAGGAGUUUCACAUCCUACAUUAGCCUACUGGCUACUCAUUAUCAUUACCAGUGGAAGUGACCCUAAAUGCUGCUAUCUGUGCAGGCAGAAGAGGGAGAGAGAGAAGGGAUCCAUUUUGUUCCGUGCUUGAAAGGCACAGCAGAGGGGAAGAUCAAUAGAUAUCCCAUAUAAUUGAUGUGCUGCUGGCUUCAGGACAGUCAACCAAUUAGGACUGAAGAGUCUGGUAGUAGUGGAAGGGAUAGGGCACUUUGCUUUACUUUCUCUGCUUUUUGGAGAUGUGACUGCAUGGCCUGAGGUCACUGAACACCUGAAAAGCUUGAAAGGUCUUUGGAUUGGAUUGGAUUUAGUUGGACUGUGUUAUUUUGAAGUGUGUGUGUGUGUGUGUGUGCACGUUUCUGUGAAUGUGUGUGUAUGUCCGAGCAGUGCCCUCACCGUAGCCCUCCCAGAGCGGCUAUUUGUGCGUUGUCACCCCCAGCUCAGGUCCCAGUGCUGUGGGUCACAGUAACUUGCUGAAAAAGAGAAGCAGCAAGGCUACAGACUCCAGUGUACGCUGACCUGCUGGGCCGAACGGUGUGUGUGAACCCUGUCAGUCUCUGUGACAUGGGAAAGGACUAGGAACCAGUUCACAGGGAAACGUUUCCUGUUGUGCCCCCUUACUUACCUUUCAUUGCCUAUCUGGAGCUGCUUCCUGUCUCCAGCGCUAGCACACUGCUCGUCGGCCACUCCAUUGUCAGGAAGAAAGGCUUUGCUUACUACGUACACACUGACUGACUACACACAGGCUCAGACAGUACAGACUUCAGUAAUACAAAUUUACACUUCUCUUCCUCUGUGGUUGUUGUUAAUUAGCAAAAUAAAUUCUAAAGAGCUUUGUCCCUUUAUGAGAACAUUUGAAUAAUGACUUGUUUGUUGUUGUGUCCUGGGAAUGGGGAGUUCCUCUGGGCUCAAUGUUAUGAUGGAAGUAGUAAAUGGAAGUUUACAACUAAGAGUUUAGAUUCCCAGUGAAAUAAUUCACAGUAGGCCAGACUUGCAAUGUCACUAAUGACACUUACCGUACAGGGAUGAUGUUGUGUUUUACUGGCUAGUGUUUAUUUUUAGAGGAUAUUUUGAUAAAUGAUAUUUACGUGUGAUGCUUGUACUGAUAACUCUGCGUUGGAGUGAACUAGGACAGGAGUCUCUUUUAAAUAGUAUACACUGAUGAGGUAUCAUAUCGUCGCUGUCAGAUGAAAACCUCUUAUCUAAAAAAAAAAACAGGAACUUUUCAGGAAAUGGAGAAAAAAAAACAAAAAAAAACAUUUACCAUUAACGAACAUACAAUUUGGAAACUUAAGAAGCUGUUUUGAAUACAUUUUCUUGGUCCUUGUUAAGAAAUGUUCAGAGUACGUUGAAGGGGUUACUGCUUUCAAUACAUGUAAAAAUAUGAAAAUUGGCAAAAAUUGAGUUUGGUUUUCAUCACACAGUGACAAUCUAGAUAUUCCCUGUAGCCCUGAGGGUGAUCAUCCAAUCAAGUUCUUCCUGUCCUCUGAGGUGGAAUAUACCAUAUAUACGUCAGCAUGUGCCAUGAACCAAUGUUUGUUGGGGUGACUGAACUUCAGACACUAGACCUCUGGGUAAGACAAGGUCACAGGUUGGACCAGACACAAGGGCACAGAUAGUAGUCACGCAGCACCUUGGCAAAUGGCUAUGAAUGACCUAGGGUAUAUGGUUGUGUGUGUGUGUGUGUGUGUUAGAAGGCAGUUACGUGCCAUAAUUGUAACCCACUAAUCGGGUAUUGAUUCACGUGCAAUAUCUCGAUCCUGCUGUGUUCUCAUAGUUGCAGAGCAGCAAAGUAACUAGGAUGGAUAUAGCUUAUCAAUAUGUAUACUGGAUUGGAAUGAUAUGGUCUCUGUUGCGAACUUUCUGUCUGUGAAUUAUGCCUAUGGUUUUCUGAAGGUGUUGUACCAGCUAGGAUACCAUCUCUGACUCUGUUUGUGUUCCAGGUCUUGCUGUCGGCGACGUGCCAAAUAACCAGCCCAUAGGGAUCGUUCUGACGGUGCUCGGUGUAGUGGUGCUGGACUUCAGUGCAGACGCAACCGAGGGUCCCAUAAGGGCUUACCUACUAGACGUGGCAGACACCGAAGAACAAGACAUGGCCCUCAACAUCCACGCCUUCUCCUCUGGUACGAUACACGUCUUAGUAGCACUCACCUUGUAUUUCAGGAUGUUUCCAUGCCAAUACCUUUGUCUGUAAUGUCUGUGAAAGUUUUUUAAGUAAUGUAAUAUUUUCAUACAGGAAAUUCAGCUGAAACGGAGAUCCAUGCUGGCUUGCUAUGUUAUGUUAUUAGAGAUGCUAAUUGUGUAUUUUGUGUGUGUGUGCAUGGGCCAGGUUGUGGGGGAGCGGUGGGCUACGCGCUAGGCGGUCUGGACUGGACCCACACAUUCCUGGGCUCUAUCUUCAAGUCCCAGGAGCAGAUUCUCUUCUUCUUCGCCGCCAUCUUGUUCACUAUCUCUGUGGUGCUGCAUCUGUUCAGCAUCGAAGAGCAGCGGUACAGCCCCCAGCAGGACCGGCUGGACGAGGAGGCCGACGCUGGCUCCUCCACGGCCCACAAGGCCAACUGCUCCCUGGGGAAGUUCCAUGGCCACAACACCCCCCACAUGGAGCUCAUAGGAGAGGACGACAUCUACGACCCUUGCGAUCGUUACGACCGUUACGAGUUCUACGGGGACGGCGAGGGGGACGAGGACGGGCGCUCAUUGAGCGACAUGGACUUCCUGGAUGUGGAGAUGGUGAGGUCCAAGUCGGACUCGGUUCUGCAAAUGGCCGACGCCACACUGGAUCACCUGGACCACGAUGCUCUGUCCCUGCUUCACAUCGAGCCCUCCAUCUUCGCCGACCGCCUGUCGUCCUACCACGGCUCUCCACCACGCCGCAGCAGCAGCACAGGCAGCCAGGACCUCCUCAAAACCUCAAAAAAGAUCUGCCGGCUGUCCCAGUUCCUGCAGGAGCAGGACCGCGACGGGGAGGUGGCGCUUCUCAACAACCAGCUCAACGAGCAGAAGACGCCCAACGGCCGGGCGCACGCCAACAGCUUGGGCCAGGGCGCCAACGGGCACGGCUGCAUGGUCAUGAAGAACUCGGCCAGCACCAACGCCUCCAUGCCGCGCCGCCGACACAUCUUCUACCGCCAGCCAUCCUGCACCUUCUCCUAUUACGGCCGCGUGGGCUCCCACCGCUACCGCUACCGGCGGGCCAACGCCGCGCUGCUCAUCAAGCCGUCGCGCAGCUUGAACGACAUCUACGAGGUGCAGCGGAGACAGAAGAGGAAACAGCAGAACCCCAGAGCGCGCCACCAGUCAGGCAACACCAACUCCAGCGGGGACACGGAGAGCGAGGAGGGGGAGACGGAGACCACGGUCAGGCUGCUCUGGCUUUCCAUGCUGAAGAUGCCUCCAGAGCUGAUGAGGCUCUGUGUCUGUCAUCUCCUCACCUGGUUCUCCAUCAUCGCUGAGGCCGUCUUCUACACUGACUUCAUGGGCCAGGUCAUCUACCACGGCGACCCCACGGUAAGGCUACUGGGACGCCAAGGACCAAUAUGCCACGUUAUUAAAUAGCCUAUUGUAUUUAUAAAGGCAAAGUCUUUUUUUCAUGUCUUCUGCAAAUAAAAAAACUAUUAAUCACACAAACUCAAUCUCCGAUUGCCAGAUCACUCGCCACCAGAUUUUUGUUGCCGACCGGUUACCCUCUGGUUGCUGGCCCGCCUCUCUAACCUCUGGGAUACUGGCCUCCCAUUCUCUAUCCCUAACUAAACUGAGCUGUUGUUUUCCCUCCUCUCUCCAGGCUCCUGCUAACUCCACGGAACUGCAGAACUACCACAAAGGAGUUCAGAUGGGCUGCUGGGGGCUGGUCAUCUAUGCCUUGACCGCUGCCUCCUGCUCAGGUGAGUGACCAGUCAUUGAGUAGAAUAAAUAAAUGAUUGGAUGGAUGAAUGGAAGGAUGGAUGGAUGAAUGGAAGAAUGGACGGUUGAACUAACUAAUAAAUCAAUUUAGUGUGAUAUGUUACAUUUCGUAUGGUAAGCAUAACGAAAUUGCAAAACGUACAAUAUGUUACGAAUUAGCUAAACGUACAAUAUGUUACAAAUUCGAGCUAGGUGGCUAACGUUAGCUAGGGUUUAGGGUUAAGGUUAGGGUUAAGUUUAGGAGUUAGGUUGUUGGGUUAAGGUUAGGGUUAGGGGAAGGGUUAGCUAAAAGGGUUAGGGGAAGGUUUAGCUAACACGCUAAGUAGUUGCAAAGUAGCUAAAAAGUAGUAAGUAGUUCAAAAGUAGCUAAUUAGCUAAAAUGCUAAUGUUGUCCGUGAAUAGAUUCGAACUCGCAACCUUUGGGUUGCUAGACGUUCGAGUUAUACGCCCACCCACCCUACUUUGGUUUUUUCCUUAAGUAACCAUCUGUCUUAUGUAACCAUACCAAACGUAACCUAUCAUACUAAGUUGAGUGUCCUGGAUUUACAUUUACUAUGUUGUGUCUAGUCUAUCAGACCAGGCUGAGCGCCCAGGGCCCAGGGUCCGUGUGCUCUGAGGCAGCCAUAAAGUCCUUUCUAAACAAUGUACGCAGUCUGCAGCCAAUGUGCUAUCUGUCGCUCUGUUCCCAUGCUGGAGGGUUAGACCAUGACAAGCCAGUAAACUGAGAUGAUUUGUGCAAGUGAUAGUCACUCAAUCAGUCCAAAGAAAUUGUAGUGCUUUUUAUGAUUGGACUAUUCACAAAGAGCUGUACAGCAACCAGCACCUAAACACCCAGGGUAAGUCACAAGAGGAAAUCUGUACUAAUUGCUGGUCACUAAAUCAUGGUGAAUGUCGUCUAGUUGACCCACGGUGUGGAUAAGACUUACAGGGGUCACCUCUCUUGUAACUAAACCAACUCUUUAUACGAGGCCAUAUGAAAUCUAGGUGUCUUCGUAGGUUCAGGCUUCGGCCACUGUGCUUCUGCAUCUGCAUUGCUUGCUCUUUGGGGGUUUAGGCUGAGUAUCUGUAAAGCACUUUGUGACAACUGCUGAUGUAAAAAGGGCUUUAUAAAAUACAUUUGAUUUGGCCUCCCCUUGUUUAUAUAAACUACACUUACAAUCGCUUAUAAACAAUGAUAUUGUAUUGUUUCAGCCUUACUGCAGAAGUACCUGGACAACUUUGACCUGAGCAUCAAGGUUAUCUACGUCCUGGGUACGCUGGGCUUCUCCAUCGGUACGGCCGUCAUGGCAAUCUUCCCCAAUGUCUACGUCUCCAUGGUGAUGAUCAGCAGCAUGGGCAUUAUCUCCAUGAGCAUCUCCUACUGCCCCUACGCCCUCCUGGGACAAUACCAUGAGAUGAAAGAAGUAAUGAUCUAUACUAGUUAG
Messenger RNA from Coregonus sp. 'balchen', 7223 nucleotides. The record is from the annotation of a GenBank genome assembly. Lineage: Eukaryota; Metazoa; Chordata; Actinopteri; Salmoniformes; Salmonidae.